Molecule: messenger RNA, 4058 nt
Organism: Spirometra erinaceieuropaei
Lineage: Eukaryota; Metazoa; Platyhelminthes; Cestoda; Diphyllobothriidea; Diphyllobothriidae
Source: the annotation of a GenBank genome assembly
AUGGACAAAACUUUGAUGCCACAAUGUUCAAGUAAUUUCUACUCCAAGGAUUGCCAUCUUCAGUGCAAGCCAUCCUUGUACCUAGCAUUUCUUCCUCGUUUGUCCAAAUGCUCGCGGAGACUGCCGAUCGCACUCUGAGAUUUACCAGCCACUAGUUACAGUCAGUGCUGCUAGUCGGUGCCGGCCAAAUCUUAUUUCGUAGCCGUACCGGUUAGAGGUUAGGGUUAUUGGUCAGGCCUGAGGAUUAGGGGUAAGGGGUUAGAGUAAUGGUUGGGGAUAGGAGUUAAGGUUGCGGGUUAGGGCUAGAGAUUACGGUUAGGGUUAAACCUCCUAUUACCAUUUGUCCCGUAUGACGGGUGGCUGGGGCUUGUCAACUGCAGGUACGGCCACGAAAUAAGAUCGAACUGCCGUACCACAGCUGUGCCAACUGCGCCAACAAUCGAGAAUGUAAUGAAAAGUCUAGACGCUUUCAACCUUGAAGUUUCUCAGCUUUGUGCCUAUUGUGCCUCUCACCGUCGAAGUCCUUCCAUUACUCGCCGUCAGGUGUCUCAGGCAAUGUUAGGUCUUUUUAGAUCUGGCGAUAUUUGCUGGUAACAUCACACAUUUGCGCAAAAUGCCCAUAAUUACCAAUCUCUAUGUCGUUAAGAGAAAUCCUCGCCGGAAAUUUCACCUGCCGGCCGGUAACGGCGGCGGACUUGGUCGGUCCAACCUCCCCGAAUCGCCUGCUCCACAUUUUCGACGGGAGUUUCUGCCGUAAUUUCCUCGUGGAAGUUGAUGCUGGAAUCAGUUUACUUGCAUCUUCUCCGACUGACCUAAGUCGCCCAACUCUUUAUUUUUAUCUAUGCAGCUAGUAGUACCUUACUUGGUCAGUGAUAACUAACUCUAAACCGUGUGUUACGACGUUUUAUCGCCGGAUAUUUACUAAUACUGAUGUUCAUACCGCCAUUUAUCGGUGCCGAUUUUAUGUUCUUUUUCGGUCUCCUCGUUAAGGUCGGAUCUCAAAAGCUAGAUGGCAUCAUUAUAUUCUCAUUGGUUAACCCGUAGCAUGUCAUCCCUAGUUUAUGCAUUUCAACAAUCUCUUUGUCUGCUUCCAAUCAUCGUUUGCUUUCGGAAUUUUCAUCUCUCAUCCAGCCUUCGCAGGUUAAUCAGUUUACUAAACAUUCUGUCAUUAUAAUAUCUAGACUCCGGGAGUACCCACUUUUAGUCGUCUAUGUCGCUUAACGACUGACAAACUAGCCUUUGCCAAGGCUACAUUCAGCUAUGUGAUGGAGCUGGACAUAGUUCGCCCCUGUAAUAGUCCAUGGGCCGCCCCCCUGCACAUAGUUUGAAAAAGGUGACCGACACCAAUACGGUAAUCAUCGACGAUUAACCAACUGCCCUGUUCCCGGCAGAUAUUCGCUUCCCCACCUCUACGAUUUUUCCUCUAGCCCAGCCAGUGCAAUAAUAUUUUCCGGCGCUGACCUAGCAAAAACCUUUUACAAAAUUCCCUUUGCUCCAAAAGACAUUCCAACAAUGGUGACUGCGAUUCCAUUUGAUCUUUUCGACUUCGUUAGAACUUUUGGUCUACGUAACUCCGACCAGACAUUUCAACGUUUCAUUAACGAGGCCCUCUGGGACGAACCUUUAGUUUUUGCUUAUGUCGAUGACCUUCUAGUUGCAACUUCCAGUGAACAUCUACACCUGUAACACCCACGUCUGAUUUUUGAACGUUCCCUCGCUCUUGUUCUCAGGACACCAUGUAAAUGUUUUCAGUUGCCAUUCCAUAAACGUCAAAGUUGUAGCUGCUCGCGAGCUUCCUACUCCCACUUAUUUCCGACAGCUGUACCGUUUUAUAGACCUUGUCAGUUUUUAUCGACAUUUCAUCCCCCAUUAUGUUCAAUUUAUGUCACCCCUCAAUAGGCUUUUACUGGAUAACAACCGCCAGUUUUCUUUUCCUGACAGCCGUUGACGCCUUACAGCGUGUCUAAGAGACACUUGCGGAUACAACUCCUCUUUCCUACCCUCUAGCUGAUGCCCCGCUCUCCAUUGUUACUGACGCCUCCAAUUGUUCCGCAAGUGCUGUCCUCUAUCAACGGACCCCAAUGAGCAUCCCAACUCUGGCCUUCCACCACCAAACUCGUUAUGGUAAUUUUAAUAGAGAACUCCUUGAAAUUUAUCCAGCCAUUCAGAAUUUUUGUAACUUUGUUAAAACUGUGAUUUUUGUAUUUGCACUGACUAUAAGCCUCUUACACUUUCUCCGCUCCCUCUGACAAGUAUUCACAUUGUGUGGCCCAUUAUCGUGAUUCUAUUUUCUAGUAUACCACGGAUAUUUGAUUUCUUAAAGACCUCUUUAGUCAGGUCGCCGACUGCCUAUCACGAACUGAAAUUAAUGUUAUGGCUCACUCUUUCGUCGACAUAGAUCGCAUAGCCGAGUUACAGCCACAUCCAAAUUUUCCUGAACAACUGAUGCAUACCGGCCGUCACAUUAAAGCCAUCGCUCUGUUCUCCACCUCCAGUAAAAUCAUGUGCUGCCUGUCGCGCGGUCUCUCUAGUCCUAUAAUGCCAGGUAAGAUGCAACGACAUAUUUCUACCGCGUUGCACUGUCUCACUCACCCUGGCAUCCAGGCUACUCACUGCCUCGUUAGUGAGCGUUUUGUCCGGCCCAGCUGUAACACUGAUAUCCGCAGUUUGGCCUGCCAGGAAGCCGAAAUGGGGAGGCGCAAUAAAACCCCUACUCAGCCUAUCGCAACUCCGAUUACAAACAUUCCUGCUGACAUUGUCGACCAUAACCUUUUGGAACACUAGAUUCCCCAUCCCGGUGUCGCCACUACUAUUAACAUCGACUGAAGCCAGCAACUUUAAUUUAGACUUUUAUUGCUCUUACUGACCUCCUCGGAUGGUUUUUGUAUUCCCAAAUCUGUCUAGUUGAGCUUUCUCACCGUCAACUGAAAGCCUCGCUUCGGGCCUGUGGCAAACUCCCCUCAUGGGAGCGAGCAUUUCCUUUUGGCCAUGCUCGGUAUCCGCACUGUACUCAUACCCGACUUGGAGUGUUCUGCUGCUAAACUUGUUUACGAAACUACCGUAAGUAUUCACGGCAAUUUUUUUCGGACGUCUCAAAGCUUAAUUAAUCUGGAUUCUACCGCAUAUAUCCAGCAGUUACGCCAUGCAGUGACCAACCUCCAAGCCGUACCUCUACGCGUUCGAGCAAGCCAUACAUUAACCCCAACCUUCUAACACAUUUUUUGUAUUUGUUCGUGUAGAUAUUGUUCGUAGGCCACUACAACGGCUCUACAACGGACCCUCUCAAGUCCUGUCGCGCACAGACGUUUCAAAAUCGUCCAUGACGAUCGUACCGAAGUGGUCUCACUUGAUCGGUCGAAAGUGGUUUAUGCCGACCCUCUUUCGUUCACCACAACAGACCAACCUUCUUCACCUGCCACGGUGUCCUCUCCGAUUUUCUACCCUCUGCUUACAUCAAGCAAACCUGUGCAUUUCCCUACCCCUAAAUCCACCCCCUACGCGCAGUGGUCUCAUGUCCGUUUCCCUGAACGUGUCCAACUUGUACAUUAUUCAUAACGAGUGUCUAAUUCACACCCAUUUCACAUAUUCGAAAUUUUCUCCCCUAGUAGGGGGAUUAUUCCAGUGACGUAAAAACAUCUUCUUCUCGUUUGCAAAAAGUACUCCUACAAAAGCUAGACACAACUUCCAUUGACAAUCUAACAUCAAACUGCAUUCUCAUAGCUACUUUGUUUCUUCUCAUUCUAUUCGCGUAUACAACCGCGCAUAUCUAUAUUUUAAAUCCAAGUGCUGACCGGUUUAUCUUUUCCAGACUAUCAGAAGCAGGGGAAAACUACUUAUAUUUCUUCCGAGUCACCUCGUUCUAGGCGCAGUGCCAUGGCGAAUUCCUAAGCAUAUAACAUGACUUUUGGUGUUUUCUCUGCUGUGUACACAGUUAUGACGUUCACGGUGACAUACAAUACAUGGAAUUUUUGCACAAGCAUGUUACUUAAUCAUAUAUAUCUUCCUAUGCUCUUGUGCCUUUUAGAUUGUAUACCGCAUAUAUGUGGAGUCUGAAAUGA